Molecule: messenger RNA, 2694 nt
Organism: Xenopus laevis (African clawed frog)
Lineage: Eukaryota; Metazoa; Chordata; Amphibia; Anura; Pipidae
Gene: gpr17.L
Product: G protein-coupled receptor 17 L homeolog
Exons: 2
Coding region: 123-1136 (337 amino acids)
Biological process (GO): signal transduction; G protein-coupled receptor signaling pathway
Cellular component (GO): membrane
Molecular function (GO): G protein-coupled receptor activity; oxysterol binding
Source: RefSeq, a predicted model, not a curated record
GCCAAAAAGAGCAAAGGAAAGAGGAGCUGAGUCUCUCCGAGAGCACAGGGACAAACCACCAGUGGGGACAGAUAGAGGUUGGGCACAUCUGUAAAACUCCAUAUCAGUUAAUAGGAAAGAAGAUGUCACUGAUAGAGGCAGAACAUACACUGGCGGUCAAUGGCACGAGCUUGGCUUGGGUGGAUAACUGUGUACGUGAGACAUCCCUGGAAAACGCCCUUCUUUCCUUGUGCUACUUCCUGGGCCUGAUGGUGGGGGGCCUGGGGAACAUUCUGGCCCUCUCACUCUUCAUCCAAAAUCGACAGCAGCGAUCUCCCUCUGACAUCUUCCUCCUCCACCUUGCCAUUUCAGAUCUUUUUCUGCUCCUCAGCCUCCCUACCAGGCUCUUCUAUCACCUCUCGAACAACAGCUGGCCUUUUGGAGCAUUGCCCUGCAGACUCUCUGGCUUUGUUUUCUACCUGAAUAUGUACGCCAGCCUUUAUUUCCUGGCAGGGAUAAGCAUUGACAGGUAUCUGGCCAUUGUGCACCCACUGAACUCUGUUAAGAUUCGACGGCCUCUUCAUGCCCAUGUGACUUGUGGCUUUCUUUGGGUAAUUGUUGCUUUCGCCACAGCCCCUCUCCUGAUUGGCCAUGAGCAUGCAACCAAUGAUAGAGCUUGCCGCCUUUUGUAUCGUGAAACCCCAUCUUUGAGAGCAUUGUCCUCACUUAGUGCUGCCUUUGCUGUCCCUUUCUUGGGUACAGUCACUUGUUAUGGGCUCAUUCUGAAGCGCCUGAGGAGUGGGGGUGACAGAAAGCCUAAAGAGCGGGCAGUAAAGAUGGUUCUUUUGGUUCUUACAAUAUUCCUCAUCUGUUUUGUGCCAUACCACCUUAGCCGGGCUCUCUAUCAUGUGCUGAUGCCGGGAGGUGAGGCUCAAGCUCCUAUGUCAUCUUGCAGUUUGAGGCAAGGACUGGCACUGGCCAAUCGCUUCACCUCCUGCCUCAGCACAUUGAACGCUGCUCUAGAUCCUUUAGUUUAUUUCUUUGCUGUCAAGAAAUUCCGAGAAGCUCUGCCCUGCAGGAGCAAGGUCCCUGAUGCCGUUAAGAACAGAGAGGGAAAGACAGAGGACAGUUCCCUGAGUGCAAAGACAGAAGUGUGACCUUCAAUGGAGAGACGGACAAUGGAGAGACAGUAGAAAUGCAGAGACAGGGUGGAGAUUGGGACUUUGCGUAGCAGAGACAAAUUGGAUUUAUACUGCCCAACCCAAUGAUUUAAACCAUAUAAUUAAAAUAAAGUAGAAGACUUAGGAUUUACCUGCUGAAAGAAGACAAAGAAGUAAUCAAGGCAGAUGAAUAAUCUUUGUGUGUGUAUAUAUCUUUAUCUACAAAGAACACCUCUAGUUUAGAGCAGUAUUAAAUAUAUGAUUAUAUAAAUAAUAGGGAUGUGCCAAAUCCAUCAUUUCUGGACAUGGCCAAAUCCAAAAGAAAAUCCUGGAAUCAGUGCAUGCCUAUUGAAUAAGACUAUGAGCAAUGUAGAAAAACAUAAACACAUUAAAGUCCUAGAAGAAGAAAGUAGACUGGUGGAGAGUGGUACGUAGCAUUAGAAUGGGAUAGAAGGAAGUAGAACUUCAGCUGAAGAUGGUGACGUGUCCCCUACAUAUUAGAGCAGUGAAAUUAAAGAGAACUGUAUUUAGGUUGGAAGUAGGAAAGGUUUAUGAAGAAAGAGUGGUGAGUAGGAAACCACUAGAUGGUUUUAUACAAUGGGAUGGAGAAGGAUUGACAGUGAGCUCCCAUGUCCUAAAAAUGUUUUUCUGCAGUUCCCUGCGGUUGGUGUAAUUUCGGGGCUUCUCAGGUGAGUGCUUUCCAGUCACCAUUAGUCUCAGGUCAGUAGGGCGGGUUAGAGCAAUAGGCCAGUAAGGUUUUCCAGGACAAAAUAAAGUUCAUAUUGUAAGGUUUUAGAGUUAUAGUGAAAUUAUGGUGGAAUGAUUUACAGCAGGGCUGUCCAGUUAGAGACUAGAUGGCCCAAAGCCACUCAUAAGCUCACCUGACCUCUACGGAUAACAUAAUCAUUUAUCAUAGUCUGGCCGCAGAACAUUGUAGCCCACUAUAUGGAAUCAGGAGAUUAUAGGGAACGUCAUGGAGUCAACACACACACACUUCAAAAAUGGGGGCACAUACACUGGCUGACAUCAACUUGAUACAUGAACCCGCAGAUUUAGCAAUGGAUCCGCUGGCCACAGUUCUCACCUCUUAUUUUCAUAAUGAGAAUUUAGGAAGGCUUAACUGCCUGUAGUCACAUCAUGAACCAGAAACUAAAUUGCAUGGAAGUAGAGAGCUGUGUAGUAGCACUCAUGUCAUAGUAGUAUUCUGCUAAACAGUGUAUUAUAAUGCAAUCCUUUUCCUUAUGUGAUUCUGUGUUUUAUUAUUAUAUUAGCACAAUGGCCGUAGUCCAACUAUCUUGAGGUUGGCCAAUUAAAAGUAAAGAAGGGAGACUUAAUGGACAUUAUUGCUUGUAAUCUCUUGUGGCCCUGUUCAUCUGAUUUACUCUAAUUCCUCCUCUACUAAAUGUAGUUAAGUUGGGAACGCUCCAUAGCAACUUUGAUUGCAAUGUACUUACCCUUCUGACCAAACCCCUGAUGCUUACAAUCACAUAAAUAUCCAAAGCACCAAUGAACCGCACUCACAGGUCUUUUAUAAACAAAAAGUAGUGUCAUUUUA